CCUGGAGAAGGGUACAGAGUUCAGCCAUGUGACAUUUUGUUCUCUAGAUGAGACCCUUGAGGAUUUACUGAACACACCCUUUGAUUUUUCCAGAAAACACCUUUUUACCCCAAAUGUCUGUAUGUACAAAUUUCAGUAGAACCCUGCACAUAAGCUUCAGGUUCAUGGUAAAUUAGGAGUUAAACUGCUGCAGUAAAGCAGUUUUAUCUCUGUGUUGGACAGAGGCUGAAACUGAGUCAUGUGUGCAUAUUUGGAUACGUCACACCCUCUUGCUGUGGUAGACAAAGGGCAAAUUAGCUCCUUACCAUAAACCUCAUGCUUACAGGAUGCUUCUGCAGGACUGAUCAAUCAUUCUUUAGUCACUCACAGAGGGGAAAGAAAUCCCCCACAAAGCACCUCUCGAGAUGAACUAGGGCAGUACCAUUGUUUGGCUUGCUGGAUUUCACACACUACAAUGAAGAUACUGUUUUUCACUGGACUGCUCUCUCUUACUUCCAGUCUUUGCACAACAGGUUCAGAAUUUUCACAGAAUGGCUCCGCAAUUAAAACUGUAUCUCUUAUUAAGACUUUCCGUGGAAUUUCAGCAAGAGACUAUGAUUACAUCCCCCCUUAUGCUAUAGAAGGGGAAACAACAACCAUUCAUAUUGGAGAAAAUAAAUGCACUUCAAAAAAGUCAAACGACUCCACUUUAACAGAAGUGAACAACACCACACUGGAAUACUUGACCAGUUCUCUGAGCACCAAGCUAAUACCUGCUGUCUACCUCAGUGCUGUUUUACUGGGUGUGCCAUCUAAUGCCAUCACUUUGUGGAUGCUAUUGUUCAGGAUCCGCUCUGUGUGCACCGCCAUCCUCUACACAAACUUGGCUGUUUCAGAUCUGCUCUUUUGCAUCAUGCUACCCUUCAAAAUAGCAUACCACAUCAACGGGAACAACUGGGUAUUUGGGGAAAUGAUGUGCCGAACUACCACAGUGGUGUUUUAUGGCAACAUGUACUGCUCCAUCCUGCUGCUCAUGUGCAUCAGCAUCAGCCGCUACAUGGCCAUCGUUCACCCUUUCACCUACAAGAGCCUUCCCAAGCGCGCCUAUGCCAUUGCAGCAUGCACUGCCGUGUGGACCAUUGUCUUCUUGUACAUGCUCCCACUUUGCAUCAUGCAGCAAAGCUAUUAUGUGAGGCAACUGGGCAUUUAUACCUGCCAUGACGUGCACAAUGCCUGUGAAACAAUAUCUUCCUUCCAGUUCUACUACUAUGUUUCUUUAGCUAUAUUUGGGUUUUUGAUACCUCUUGCAACUAUCAUUUUCUGCUAUGUCUCAAUUAUACGAACACUCAAGACUCGUGAAUGGUUCUGGUAUGUUAAAGUCAGUCUUUUGAUCCUUACCAUCUUUGCUAUUUGCUUUGUGCCAAGCAAUAUUAUCCUUAUUGUCCAUCACAUCAACUAUUACUAUUACAACACAGAUGGGUUGUAUUCAUUUUAUCUAAUUGCUUUAUGUCUUAGCAGCUUAAACAGUUGUCUUGAUCCUUUCCUUUAUUUUCUGAUGUCAAAAAUUAGAAGUCAAUCCAAUAUUUAUCUAACAAUGGUUAAAAUAUACAGGGAAAAAUGAAUUUAGUCCUGUAUUUCUAUUACUGGAAUUAUGACUUUGUGAAGUAUUAACACAGACAGCAAUAAGUCUCAGGUGUGACAAUUAAACUGUAAAAAGUGUUAAAAAAACACAAUCUCAGUACAAUAUACUUCCUUCCACACAAGAAGUAUCUCCAAAAAUACACUUCUCCAGCGCUGUAAUUUUAUCACAUGUAUUGCAACAACUUUGUACCUAGAUUCAAGGAAGAAGCUCUACACCUCCAUCCAUUUCAUUCUGAGGCCAUGGAGAAGCUGCCAAGGUAUCAGUCACCACAGCCUCCGAGCACCAGAAGAGGGGUACUUUUAGGCCAGUUCAUGAUUUCCAAAUACUUCAAAUUAGCUCUCAGCCAACCAUCACUGCAGGAACAGUGAUACAAAAACAAGUUUCGGGCCUAAUGGAAAUGGGAACAACUAAAAGCACUUUUUACAUGCCUGGGAGCUGUCAAACUUUGUAAAAGCUCUCUCACACACAGUCAAGAGCAAAUACUGCCCUGGAUGUUGAAAAUAAAGAGCCAGAGUCCACAUAGGUUUAAGGAGCAGUUAAUCUACAGUUGUAGAUACCGAGCCUGACUCUUCCAGGGAAACAUUCUAUGAGGCGGCUUAACCAGUUUUGCACUGGAGACUUGUUCUUCCACUUUGCCAGUGCCUGCAAUCCCUAGACCACAAGGAGUGCUGGGAGCUAACCCUUAUCAGUGUGAAUCCAGGCAUGUAUUAUUCUUGCUUGGUAAGCAGAAUGGGGAAGCUAUUUUGUAGUAUUCUGUUUCCAUAUCCUGACAGGAAAUAGCUACAGUGUUACAAAUACUGCAACUGGUUAUGAUUGAUUGUCCACUUUAGUAAAACAAAGGGUCAGCUUUUACUCUUACACAGAUUCCAAAGCUACAUAUAUACUAAGUUCCUACAAAAUGAGCUCAGUGAUUGUUGUUUGCAUUUGUAACUGCAGCAUGUAAGACAGGGAGGAGAAAAAUGUUUUAUGUUGGUUUGAUAAUAGUACUGUAAACUUUACUUAAAUAAAAUAGCUUGCACUGGAAAAUGUCUCAAGGGAAUUUGCAGUCUGGUAAGACUC
Messenger RNA from Lepidothrix coronata (blue-crowned manakin), 2680 nucleotides. It is a transcript of the gene F2RL2, whose product is annotated as coagulation factor II thrombin receptor like 2. Gene Ontology annotation, molecular function: thrombin-activated receptor activity. The record is from RefSeq and is a predicted model, not a curated record. NCBI's taxonomy places the organism in Eukaryota, Metazoa, Chordata, Aves, Passeriformes, Pipridae. Gene Ontology annotation, biological process: positive regulation of Rho protein signal transduction; phospholipase C-activating G protein-coupled receptor signaling pathway; blood coagulation. Gene Ontology annotation, cellular component: membrane. Bases 455 to 1600 code for a protein of 381 amino acids. The transcript has 2 exons.